UUUUUUUUUUGUUAUAAGGUAAUUUAUCUGAGUCAUACUUUUAUUGAAAGUCAAAUAUGCCGUCAUCGUACAAGACGCAAUCUUUGUAUGUAUGUUUGAUCAAUUCAACUUAUUUAUAUUUGUAUAUUAUAUAUAAUUACACUGAAUGCACAGUGCACAUAAAAAAUAAUUACUUCUUGCUCUCCAAACUAAUGUUUUUAUAAACAUAAUUAAAAUAGAUAUGGAAAUCAGAUUCAUUUACGUGAAAAAUGAGGUUUUUUGGGACAACAAUUCCUUUUUAAAAUGUACGGUUGGUAUAGGGAUGAGCCAUGACCGACGAGUGACUACAGCGCGUAUCUAUAUAUAUAUAUAUAUAUAUAUAUAUAUAUAUGUACAUAUUUCCUCCUUCAAUGGCUGUGUAACUAGGGAUAAGUUUGGGCAUCUGGACCUGAGUGGGGCCUACGCUGCCCACAUGUACGGCCCAAAGAUUGCCGGCCGGCCGGCCUGAGGCAUCGGGAACCUAGAUGGAAGCAGCGGAAAGUGAAAAGAAAUCAGAAAUCCAAAUCCAAUGGCGUGGUGGUGGCGCCGGCUCAUCCUAAGCUCCAAACUCUCCCAGUACAAAACCCUACUCCCUCCCAUCUCUUCAAACCCUAAACCCUUAAUCUCCUUCUUCUCCACCUCCUUCCUUCGCACCAAAACCCCAAAAAAGCACAAGAAAAGGAGAAAACCCAAGGAAAGUCCCAGAACCAAACUCGUUCAGUCGGAGCCUAAUCGCCUCUCCCACUUUGAACUACUUGUCCAACGCGACUCCUUCUUCAGAUUCUUCACCAAAUCAAAAGAUUUUCUCUCCAAACAGCCCGACCACGUCCUCCGCUUCGAUGACGCCGGCAAACUCCACCGCGAGCUAGGCUUUCCCCGUGGCCGCAAAGUCAUCCGCUCCAUCCAGCGCCACCCCUUGAUUUUCGAGACGUAUCGACACACCGAUGGAAAAAUGUGGUUCGGCUUUACGGAUUUUAUGGAGGACCUAUUGGAGGAAGAGAAAUCCAUUAUGGAGUCUAUGGAGACGGAAAGAGUUACUACGGUGCGGAAACUGCUAAUGAUGUCUGCCAAGAAGCGGAUUCCGUUGAGUAAAAUUUAUCACUGUAGGGCAUUGUUUGGGAUUCCGGAGGAUUUUAGGGACCGGGUUUCCAAGUAUCCGAAUUAUUUCAAAAUUGUGGUUGAAGAUGAUGGGAAGAGAGUGCUUGAACUAGUGAAUUGGGAUCCAUUGUUAGCCGUGAGUGCGCUGGAGAGGGACUUUAUGAUUGAUGAGGAUCGGGUUAAGAAGGCAUUUAAGUUUCCAGUGAAACAUGGGAAGGACUUGGACUUGGAUGAGGGUGAUGUGAGGAAGUUGAAUUUGUUGAACACUCUCCCGCUCGUCUCGCCAUACUCGGAUGGAUCAGGAUUAAAUAUUUGGACUUUGGAGGCAGAGAAGUAUAGGGUUGGGGUGUUGCAUGAGUACUUGAGCAUGACAUUGGAGAAGAGGGCUUCUAUACAUCAUAUAGUGGAGUUCAAAGAAGAGUUCAGUUUGACUAAGCAUACCUAUCAGAUGCUUCUGAAGCAGCCCAGGACAUUUUAUUUGGCAGGGACGGAGAUGAAUUGGGUUGUUUUCUUGAGAGAUGCUUAUGAUGAAAAUGGAGUCUUGAUGAAUAAGGAUCCACAGGUGGUCUUCAAUGAGAAGCUUUUUGAAUAUGCAGAAAUGCAAGAUAUGGAGUCUGAUUCUGGUAUAAGAAACAAACGUAGAGGUUAACAGUCUGCAUGUCUUGUUAUUUGUCAAGCUGUACUUGGGACUUAAGUUCCUGAUGACAGUUCAUAGGGAGAAAAAAAAUUUAGGGCAAUGAGGGAAGUUAAAGGUAGAUUGACAGCAAAUUUUGUGGUACAUGUACAAGGCUUCUGAUCAAAAGCCAACGGGCUAAUUAUGUCUGUUCUUAUUGCAACUCUGAGGAAUUCUGAAGGUUAGUGAAAGAUUUCUGCCAUCAGAUAUCAGUGUGUCUAUUUCCAGGUUAGUUGCUAUUCUUUGGAAAAACUAGAUUAGUUAUGUAGAUAGUGUCAUCCCCUAGCAUGAUAGGUUCUGUCUUCAUGAGUUGCUUCCACAACCCAAAGGGCGUAAUAUUUUACAUUGAUCAAAGUUGAUAUGUCAUUUUCCUCUUUAAAGGGAAGUGCAUCAAGCAUGUGAUAGUUGAUAUUGUAGAAAUUAAACAUAAACAUGAGGAAGCAUGCCUGGAUGACAAGGAAACUAAUUUGGGAGUACUCAUAAAAGUGCUUUUUGGCUAUAUCUUCUCUACUAGUAGCACUUCUAUUAGAAAUGCUUUUAUAGAUAAUCAAUUAGUAUUUGGAUAUAAACUAAAAAAGUUUGGUAGUGUUUGUACUAAUAAGAUACAUAACAAAAAUUGAUUUUUGGAAAAGUACCUACCAAGUGCUAAAUCCAAAUUUUAGAGCGAUUUUUUGAAAUUUUCCAAACAUCUAACUUAGAAAGUGCAUCUAGUGCUCCUAGAAAACUCCCAAAGACACUCUAAGUUGGAUUAAGAUCAACCCUCCAUUCUACAUAUGUAACAUAUCCUGGAUUAGUGCUUAACAUUUCAUAUCCUAUUUUGUAUAAAGAUUUUUUAAAUUUUAUGUCAUUGCUGCAUUAAGUCCACAAUGCAUCUCUUGUUAAGUGCUCUUAAUCUUAGCAUCUAUUUGCCUAUCAGGAGGAAAAGAAUGUCCAAAUUGAUCUCAAAUCUUAUUUUUUGUGGCUUGAGACUCUGUUUAAAGAUUUAUUCAUAGUGCAUAAACCUUAGGGUGUAUUCAUAGUGCAUAAGCCCUAGGGUGCAUUCUUCCAAAUUAUUGUGCCAAUUUUCAUCAAGUCGUAAAAAAGUGAUUUUAUGCAUUAGCUUGAUCAGCUCUCCUUUUGGAUGAGAACUCUAUAUGUGGAUCUGCAGAUUUAUGCUGUCCCUUUUCUUGGCACCCAGGCUUUCCUAGAAUAGUGGCUGUUUCUAUAUGCUUUAUGGUUUAGUCUCCAAUUUAAUUUUAUUAUUUUAUAGCCUAGUUUUCAUUUAUUUAAUUUGAUUAUUUUGUUUUCCCUGUUAUAUUGCACCCAACUUUGGUAUAAAUCUCUCUCUAAGGUAGACUAUAGAACAUGGCAGGUCCCACUAAAGAUGGGAGGGAAUCAUUUAUUCAUGAAAUCUUUUAAACUAGAUGAUAUAUCUAUGGUGAUUAUCCAAUUUUAUUUGCUUGUCCCAUUGGGGUCACAGGUCUGUACCUUUAUAUUCCAUAUGCCAAUAUGAUUACAAUCAUUUAACUUACAUAUGAUUACAAUUAUUUAACUUACAUGGGAUGUUUAACCUAUCAAAAAAAACUUACAUGGGAUGUCUAAUGCCUGUCUGGCCACAAUUAAGUGAUGCAUAAAUGCAUACUUUCCUUGUUUGACAAAAAAAUUUAAAAACCUGUGCUCGUCUAUUUUUGUAGCCAUGUUUCCAGAUAUCUGUCUGAUGGAUUUGUAUAAAAGUAAUUUGAAAAGCUUUUCCACACCAGUACUUUCUUGUGCAUGUCAAGGACAGAAAAAGAAUGAUCCACUCCAUGGGCCAUCUGAUGAGUGUCGGGGACCCUCUUAAGAAAUAAGACAUUUAGGAUUUAGUGACAAAUCAUUCAAAUUGGCCGCUCCCAAUCCAGUGUUCGACCAGGUGAAAACAUUUAUAUUGUUAAAUUGUCGAUUUGGACGUCUAUCCCUUGGCUCUCUUUCAUGGGUCUCUUUCAAAUCCCCCUUGUCUUAGCAUCCAAUGACAGAAUGUUUUUUUUUUGGUCUCCUCCAUAAACAAAUAGGACUAGAUUUUACUUGAGGGGUUGCACUUGAAAAGGAGAAGAGGCAGCAGAUAGCCUUAUAACUUGUUGGUCUUUAGUUCAGACCAAUCUUCAAUAUAUGCCUUUGCACGCCAACCAAAAUAACACUGGAUCUUAUAAAAAAAAAAUGGGGCAGUUAGUGGAAUGCCAACCUAAAAUUUUCUUUUUCAAUUCUUAACAGCCUUUUGCCUUGCACUCUAGGGAUGAAAGUCUUGCUUGGUCAUAUUGAGAUAUGGUUUCUAGGUACGAGAUGCCAAAGGCGUGUUCCGUGCUUUCCUCCCUUUCCCAAUCGCUUUUAAGCUUUGUUUUCCAAUAGGAAAGCGAGAACAUAACUCUGUUGACCUAGAAGUCACCAGAGGGGCAGUUUCGCUCCGUUGGAAGCUCUGAUGCCAGCUAUUUCUUCAUUCCCCUGCCUUCAUUGCGGGGUGGACCAACAUUCUCUCUUGAAUGCAACACAUGUGGGACAGGUGUGCGGAGCAGGAGGAUCACUUAAUGUUAGACGUCUAUGAAUCCAUGAUUUAGCUGGCAGGAUGAGUUCCAACUGCUCCCCUUCACUAUUUCUAAGGAAAUCUUCUUUUUUGGCAGGAGAAACUAUCCUACGGUUUAUUAUAUAACCUAUUACAAGCUCAUGCUUUCCAAUAUGAUUUGUCUUCAUCUUGUUUAGUUUUUUUCUUCUUUUUCAAUUGGGGAAAUGAAAAAAGAAAAAAGAACCCCAUUUCCUAUGGAUUCAAAUAUUGUGAAAGAAGUAAAUCUCACAUAAAUUCCAAACUGUUAAGAGUGUUGGGGGGGUUUUGAGGGGGGGGGGGGGGGGGGGUGGGGGGAUUAACCAUUAUGAUGAUCCACGCUUGAACCAAACCUUUGAAGGAGACUGAUAGGGGGCAACAGACUUAAAUUGAGUCACCAUAUUAUUUUUUUUCAAAAAAAGAAACAACCACUACAUGGAAAUCAUAGCGGGCCAUGAGACAUCCACCAUGGUAUGACACUGCAGAUACCGUUUCCACUAGACAAAAUCAAGCCAGAAUUGCAGACAUUCUUGGUAUUCAAUGAAAAACUCAAACUGAGCUACCUACUGAAGCUAGAAAGUGGGUAGCUUCAGCAAACUAGCUUACUGGAUGAUGAACAUAAGACAAAACCAAAAAAAAAAAAAAAUACAGAUUCAACAACAUGCCUUAAGAUUAAAGGGAUGCAUAUUCCAGAAACUUGGCCUUGAGAUUUUCACCUGCAACCAUAA
This is a messenger RNA of Vitis vinifera (wine grape), 5065 nucleotides long. RefSeq names its product protein WHAT'S THIS FACTOR 1 homolog, chloroplastic. The coding region runs from base 548 to 1765 and encodes 405 amino acids. The transcript has 2 exons. Gene Ontology annotation, molecular function: RNA binding. NCBI's taxonomy places the organism in Eukaryota, Viridiplantae, Streptophyta, Magnoliopsida, Vitales, Vitaceae. The record is from RefSeq and is a predicted model, not a curated record.